Molecule: messenger RNA, 704 nt
Organism: Lolium rigidum
Lineage: Eukaryota; Viridiplantae; Streptophyta; Magnoliopsida; Poales; Poaceae
Exons: 1
Coding region: 1-618 (205 amino acids)
Source: RefSeq, a predicted model, not a curated record
AUGGAUCGGCAGGGGCAGCACCACCGGCUGGUGACCGGAAUGCGGGAGGCGCCGGCGACGGGGGAAGCGCCGCCGUCCUACAUCGGCGCCGGCGGCGUGGACUUGGUGUCCCGCGACGCGGCGGCGCAGGCCCUGGGCGCGGUGGUCCAGCUGCACUUCGACAAGACCGUGGAGAAGAAGCGCGGCGCGGACGCGCAGAAGCAGGAGCUGUGGCGCCUCUACCUGGCCUUCCUGCUCGUGCUCUCCAUGCUGCUCUCCGGCGUGGCCACCUCGCCCCCCGGCCGGCUCCAGUGCCGCCACCUCUGGGCGCCCGCGGGGCUGCUCUCCCUGGCGCACCUCGCCUUCUACGCCGCCGUCGCGCACCACCUCCGCUGCCUCAACGGCUUUCGCUACCAGCGCCGCUGCCACAAGCUCACGCUCGCCCUGGCCGCCGACCGCCUGCGGAUGCUCAAGUCGGCCGGGGAGGUGGUGGCGGCGGCCGACGUGGAGGUGCCCUACCAGGAGCCGCAUCAGGGGUACCUCGGCAAGUUCAGGCGCAGCUGGGCCGUCCACUUCGCCUUCCUCAUCGCCACUUUUGCAUUCUCCGUCGCCGCCGCAGUCGCCAUCCUCUGCUUCUAGGCUCCUCUAGCUCAUUCUCUCUGUUCGUUCACCCUAGGCAAGAACCUCUGCUUUUAGGCUCUACCAUUCUAGCUCCGCCUCUACCC